This is a messenger RNA of Procambarus clarkii (red swamp crayfish), 4932 nucleotides long. NCBI's taxonomy places the organism in Eukaryota, Metazoa, Arthropoda, Malacostraca, Decapoda, Cambaridae. The record is from RefSeq and is a predicted model, not a curated record.
AUGCAACAGUUGCAGGAAACAUCAACAAACACGCCACAGCUACGACAAGCAACAGUUGCAGGAAACAUCAACAAACACGCCACAGCUGCGACAAGCAACAGUUGUAACAAACAUCAACAAACACGCCACAGCUGCGUCAAGCAACAGUUGCAACAAACAUCAACAAACACCCCAAAGCAGCGACAAGCAACAGUUGCAGGAAACAUCAACAAACACCCCACAGCUGCGACAAGCAACAGUUGCAAGAAACAUCAACAAACACGCCACAGCUGCGACAAGCAACAGUUGCAGGAAACAUCAACAAACACGCCACAGCUGCGACAAGCAACAGUUGCAGGAAACAUCAACAAACACGCCACAGCUGCGUCAAGCAACAGUUGCAGGAAACAUCAACAAACACGCCACAGCAGCGUCAAGCAACAGUUGCAGGAAACAUCAACAAACACCCCACAGCUGCGACAAGCAACAGUUGCAGGAAACAUCAACAAACACGCCACAGCUGCGACAAGCAACAGUUGCAGGAAACAUCAACAAACACGCCACAGCAGCGUCAAGCAACAGUUGCAGGAAACAUCAACAAACACGCCACAGCUGCGACAAGCAACAGUUGCAGGAAACAUCAACAAACACGCCACAGCUACGACAAGCAACAGUUGCAGGAAACAUCAACAAACACGCCACAGCUGCGACAAGCAACAGUUGCAACAAACAUCAACAAACACGCCACAGCUGCGUCAAGCAACAGUUGCAACAAACAUCAACAAACACCCCACAGCAGCGUCAAGCAACAGUUGCAGGAAACAGCAACAAACACGCCACAGCAGCGUCAAGCAACAGUUGCAGGAAACAUCAACAAACACGCCACAGCUGCGACAAGCAACAGUUGCAACAAACAUCAACAAACACCCCACAGCUGCGACAAGCAACAGUUGCAGGAAACAUCAACAAACACGCCACAGCUGCGUCAAGCAACAGUUGCAACAAACAUCAACAAACACGCCACAGCUGCGUCAAGCAACAGUUGCAACAAACAUCAACAAACACGCCACAGCUGCGUCAAGCAACAGUUGCAACAAACAUCAACAAACACCCCACAGCUGCGACAAGCAACAGUUGCAGGAAACAUCAACAAACACCCCACAGCAGCGCCAAGCAACAGUUGCAGGAAACAUCAACAAACACGCCACAGCAGCGUCAAGCAACAGUUGCAGGAAACAUCAACAAACACGCCACAGCUGCGACAAGCAACAGUUGCAGGAAAUUUCAACAAACACGCCACAGCUGCGACAAGCAACAGUUGCAGGAAACAUCAACAAACACCCCACAGCAGCGACAAGCAACAGUUGCAGGAAACAUCAACAAACACCCCACAGCUACGACAAGCAACAGUUGCAGGAAACAUCAACAAACACGCCACAGCUGCGACAAGCAACAGUUGCAGGAAACAUCAACAAACACGCCACAGCUGCGACAAGCAACAGUUGCAGGAAACAUCAACAAACACGCCACAGCUGCGACAAGCAACAGUUGCAGGAAACAUCAACAAACACGCCACAGCUGCGACAAGCAACAGUUGCAGGAAACAUCAACAAACACGCCACAGCGGCGACAAGCAACAGUUGCAGGAAACAUCAACAAACACGCCACUGCUGCGACAAGCAACAGUUGCAGGAAACAUCAACAAACACGCCACAGCUGCGACAAGCAACAGUUGCAGGAAACAUCAACAAACACGCCACAGCUGCGACAAGCAACAGUUGCAGGAAACAUCAACAAACACGCCACAGCUGCGUCAAGCAACAGUUGCAACAAACAUCAACAAACACCCCACAGCUGCGACAAGCAACAGUUGCAGGAAACAUCAACAAACACCCCACAGCAGCGUCAAGCAACAGUUGCAGGAAACAUCAACAAACACGCCACAGCAGCGUCAAGCAACAGUUGCAGGAAACAUCAACAAACACGCCACAGCUGCGACAAGCAACAGUUGCAGGAAACAUCAACAAACACGCCACAGCUGCGACAAGCAACAGUUGCAGGAAACAUCAACAAACACGCCACAGCUGCGACAAGCAACAGUUGCAGGAAACAUCAACAAACACGCCACAGCUGCGACAAGCAACAGUUGCAGGAAACAUCAACAAACACGCCACAGCGGCGACAAGCAACAGUUGCAGGAAACAUCAACAAACACGCCACUGCUGCGACAAGCAACAGUUGCAGGAAACAUCAACAAACACGCCACAGCUGCGACAAGCAACAGUUGCAGGAAACAUCAACAAACACGCCACAGCUGCGACAAGCAACAGUUGCUGGAAACAUCAACAAACACGCCACAGCUGCGUCAAGCAACAGUUGCAACAAACAUCAACAAACACCCCACAGCUGCGACAAGCAACAGUUGCAGGAAACAUCAACAAAUACGCCACAGCUGCGACAAGCAACAGUUGCAGGAAACAUCAACAAACACGCCACAGCUACGACAAGCAACAGUUGCAGGAAACAUCAACAAACACGCCACAGCUGCGACAAGCAACAGUUGCAGGAAACAGCAACAAACACGCCACAGCUGCGACAAGUAACAGUUGCAGGAAACAUCAACAAACACGCCACAGCAGCGUCAAGCAACAGUUGCAGGAAACAUCAACAAACACGCCACAGCUGCGACAAGCAACAGUUGCAGGAAACAUCAACAAACACGCCACAGCUGCGACAAGCAAAAGUUGCAGGAAACAUCAACAAACACGCCACAGCUGCGACAAGCAACAGUUGCAGGAAACAUCAACAAACACGCCACAGCUGCGACAAGCAACAGUUGCAGGAAACAUCAACAAACACGCCACAGCAGCGUCAAGCAACAGUUGCAGGAAACAUCAACAAACACGCCACAGCUGCGACAAGCAACAGUUGCAGGAAACAUCAACAAACACGCCACAGCUGCGACAAGCAACAGUUGCAGGAAACAUCAACAAACACGCCACAGCUGCGACAAGCAACAGUUGCAGGAAACAUCAACAAACACGCCACAGCUGCGACAAGCAACAGUUGCAGGAAACAUCAACAAACACGCCACAGCUGCGACAAGCAACAGUUGCAGGAAACAUCAACAAACACGCCACAGCUGCGUCAAGCAACAGUUGCAACAAACAUCAACAAACACCCCACAGCUGCGACAAGCAACAGUUGCAGGAAACAUCAACAAACACGCCACAGCUGCGACAAGCAACAGUUGCAGGAAACAUCAACAAACACGCCACAGCUGCGACAAGCAACAGUUGCAGGAAACAUCAACAAACACGCCACAGCAGCGUCAAGCAACAGUUGCAGGAAACAUCAACAAACACGCCACAGCUGCGACAAGCAACAGUUGCCAAAAAAAGCAGCAGCAACCAAGCCACAUCUCACAAUUCCCACGACCAGCGUGGAUCAGGACCCGGUGGAGCUGGUGGAUCAGGACCCGGUGGAGCUGGUGGAUCAGGACCCGGUGGAGCUGGUGGAUCAGGACCCGGUGGAGCUGGUGGAUCAGGAUCCGGGGAAGCUGGUGGAUCAGGACCAGGUGGAUCAGGACCCGGGGAAGCUGGUGGAUCAGGACCAGGUAGAGCUGGUGGAUCAGGACCAGGUGGAGCUGAUGGAUCAGGGCCCGGGGAAGCUGGUGGAUCAGGCAAUAGUGGCUCAGGCAGGCUCCACCAGGUGGAGCUGGUGGAUCAGGACCCGGUGAAGCUGGUGGAUCAGGCAGGCUCCACCAGGUGGAGCUGGUGGAUCAGGACCCGGUGGAACUGGUGGAUCCCAGGUCCCGGUGGUCCUGGUGGAUCAGGACCAGGUGGAGCUGGUGGAUCAGGUGCCGAUCGAGCAGGACCCGGUGGUGCUGGUGGAUCAGGACCCGGUGGAACUGGUGGAUCAGGACCCGGUGGAGCUGGUGGAUCAGGUCCCGGUGGUGCUGGUGGAUCAGGUCCCGGAGGAACUGGUGGAUCAAGUUCCGGUGGAGCUGGUGGAUCAGGUCCCGGUGGAAAUGGUGGAUCAGGUCCCGGUGGAGCUGGUGGAUCAGGUACAGGUGGAGCUGGUGGAUCAGGACCAGGUGGAGCUGGUGGAUCAGGACCAGGUGGAGCUGGUGGAUCAGGACCAGGUGAAGCUGGUGGAUCAGGACCAGGUGGAGCUGGUGGAUUAGGACCAGGUGGAGCUGGUGGAUCAGGACCAGGUGAAGCUGGUGGAUCAGGACCAGGUGGAGCUGGUGGAUCAGGACCCGGUGGAACUGGUGGAUCCCAGGUCCCGGUGGUACUGGUGGAUCAGGACCCGGUGGAGCUGGUGGAUCAGGACCCGGUGGAGCUGGUGGAUCAGGACCAGGUGGUGCUGGUGGAUCAGGUCCCGGUGGAGCUGGUGGAUAAGGUCCCGGUGGUGCUGGUGGAUCAGGUCCCGGUGGAACUGGUGGAUCAGGUCCCGGUGGAGCUGGUGGAUCAGAUCCCGGUGGAAAUGGUUGAUCAGGUCCCGGUGGAGCUGGUGGAUCAGGUACAGGUGGAGCUGGUGGAUCAGGACCAGGUGGAGCUGGUGGAUCAGGGCACGGUGGAGCUGGUGGAUCAGGACCAGGUGAAGCUGGUGGAUCAGGACCAGGUGAAGCAGAUGUUUCUUACAGCUCUGAAAGUUUGUAGCCCUGAAUGUAUUGAUGACGAAAUGACCAAUGUCUAUGAAAAUGCCGCCAAUUGCAAUAACCCAAACCAGUUUUGGACUUUUCAGCGGGAAAGACAAAGUUUUCAGCGGGAAAGUCAAAGUUUUCAGCCGGAAAGACAAAGUUUUCAGCGGGAAAAUCAAAGUUUUCAGCGGGAAAGUCAAAGUUUUCAGCGGGAAAGUGAAAGUUUUCAGCGGGAAAGUCAAAGUUUUCAGCGAGAAAGUCAAAGAAGACAUUUUAACAUCACAAACCUAAGGCUAAACUUGACCUAA